This is a messenger RNA of Zingiber officinale, 1267 nucleotides long. RefSeq lists its product as uncharacterized. Lineage: Eukaryota; Viridiplantae; Streptophyta; Magnoliopsida; Zingiberales; Zingiberaceae. The transcript has 6 exons. Bases 283 to 957 code for a protein of 224 amino acids. Gene Ontology annotation, cellular component: mitochondrion. The record is from RefSeq and is a predicted model, not a curated record.
CCAACUUGCGUCUUCUCUUCUCACUCACGUCGCACGAGCAGAAACCCUAAACCGGCGCGGUUGCCGCCUUCUUCUUCUACAGUGCGCCCUGUGAGCUGCCCGAUCAGCCCACGCCGGAGCGCCUCCGACGUCGUCGUUGUCCGAUUCUUCCGGAGGCGUUUCAGAGCAAGCCACGUUAUCCGUGCCGGAACACCCGUUCCGGCCGUUCCACGUCCGUUCCGACGAACCAUGCUUCUCCUUCUCCCGCUCUAGUGUCCGGCCAAUAGCUGCAGAGGUGGAGUAAUGAGAGAGGAUAAGAACGUGGUCGCAUCCUCACCGCCCAACGGAGUCGUCGCUGAUGGUCCUCCAGUCGACACUGCAGUGCCGCUGUCGUCGCAUGGCAAAGUAAAGCCAGGAACAGUUAGUUGGGUUACAGCAACAAUUGUUGGAGUAUUUGCAGGGUUGCUAUAUGGUGGAAGCAAAGAGGCUUCUGCAUCUGUAAGCAAGGAUGCAGAAGUUACAUUAAAGCUAGGGAGUACACGUGACAAGCGUGAACAGUAUAGAAUAAUGAGAGAUGCAAUGGAGAAAAGGUUUAUUCGUGUUGCUCGUGGUUCACUUGUUGGUGGUGUCCGCCUUGGCAUGUUCACUGCAGCAUUUUAUGGCUUGCAAGACUUACUGGCUGAAAAACGAGGUGUUCAUGAUGUGUAUAAUGUGGUCACCGCUGGUUCUGCUACCGCUGCUACGUUCGGUCUUAUAUUGCCAGGGUCCCCAAUGUGGCGUGCAAGGAAUGUAUUGCUUGGUUCUGUUUUGGGAGCUGGAAUCUGUUUCCCUCUGGGAUGGGUUCAUCUGAAGCUGGUGGAAAUGGCAAACAAAGAGCUAUCAAAUUCUAAGUCUGCUGACACAGAAGGGCAGAACGAUACAAAUAAAACUGGUGUUGGUGCAGCCAUAGAGAAGCUUGAAGAACGCCUACGUCGAUAGCUAAUAGUUUCUGCGAUCUUGGUCGUUGGAUGGACAAAAUGUUACAAGGUUUUGUGAUGUUCCUAGCGGUAUAAGAGUGCAUGGUGGAUCCAAUGCCGCCUCUGAGAGGAAUAACUGCAUGAAGUUUCAGCAAAGAAUUUCAUAAAAUAUUAAUGGCAUAGUUCAACUUCUCUUUGCCAAUAUCUGGAAAGUGAUGAGAACUAAUUGUUUUAGGUACUCAUUCAUUGGAAGGUUAUAUAAUUUUCAAAGUCUAUGGAUUUUUUUUAAAUUUAAAACAAUGGCAAUAAUUCUUGGAGAUUUGUUAUAGUUA